GCGCGAUUCUUGACUUUAAUCGGCCACCUCUGUGUGCUGAUCACGUUGCUAUGGGAGAACCAACGGAGCACAGAACUUUGUUUGCCGACCCAGUUCCACAGCCAAUACCUUCAGAUUUAUCGAAACAGGUUGGUAGCAGGAUUCGCGACGGGCGUAGCACUCGUUCUGUUUGAGUUGUUCACGUUCAUCUUGGGACUAACCAUGUUUGCAUCUAAUACAUCUCUCAUCUCGAUAUCGUGUCACGGGUUCGCGAUGAUCGCGCUCUCAUAUUUCGUUCUGGAGAGCUGGCUUUGCGACUGGUACUGGCCGUUAUUCGCAAUCUGCUCGGUGCUUCCAGCCGCAGUGGACAUCGGAGCGGCUGCCACAGCGUUACUAUGUCGUGCCUUGUGAUUCUACAUAUAAAAUAUUUUAGAUUUAAGAUUCAAAAUAUGGGUAGAUUUUUUUAAGAAGAUUGCAUUGAAAUUCACUUCCAACGAACACCAGCAGCUAACUCACUCUCACUAUUACAAAGGCUCAUGGUCGCUAUGGCUCAUCCUGGCUGGGGUGGCGACAACGCUCGGCUCUUCUCUACCGAUGGGCUUCCACAUCGGCGUGGUCAACACUCCUGCUGAGGUUAUAAAGAGCUUUUGCAGCGAAAGUUUGUUAAGUAGAUACGACGUGUCCUUGAACGAGCGGUGGCUGAACGUGUUAUGGUCGUGCAUAGUGUCUAUAUUCAUAAUUGGAGGAUGUACUGGUUCCGUGCUGGGCGCAGUGCUUGCCAACAAGCUUGGCAGGCGCAAGGCGACGAUAGUGACCAGCCAGUUAUCUCUAGUGGGUGCGCUUCUAUUCGUGUUCUGCCGCGCCGCCAAGUCCGUCGAGAUGCUCAUUUUGGGCCGUCUAAUAGUCGGGCUAGCCGGCGGUUUAACAACAAGCAUUGUCCCAAUGUAUCUAUCGGAGCUGGCUCCGCUGAGCCUGUCAGGCACCAUGGGAGUGGCCUGUCCCAUGGGCGUCAACGUGGGCGUGCUCGUGGGUCAAAUCAUGGGCCUCAAGUUCAUAUUGGGCGGUGACGACGACUGGCCCUACCUGUUAUCCGUCUAUGCAUUGCUAGUCAUUAUUUGUUUACCUCUACUGUUUAUGUUACCUGAAAGUCCGAAGUACCUAUUCGUAGUUAAGAGAAAUGAACAAACUGCUUUAAAAGAAUUAAGCCGCCUUCGCGGCGUCUCAGCGUCAAUCCUAACGGAAGACGUAGAAAAACUGCGUGAAGAGCUCCGCGCUGCGCAGGCGCAGGCUGUAAACUCGGAGCAGUGGACCAUGAUGAGGGUCCUACUGGACCCGCAGCUGCGCCUGCCACUGCUGCUUGUCUGCUCUAUGCAGGCCGGCCAGCAGACCAGCGGCAUUAACGCGGUGUUCUACUACUCGCAAACGAUCUUCAAGCAAGCGGGGCUUUCUGAACUGAGCUCGCAGUACGCGACGAUCGGUUGCGGCGCCGUGAACGUGUGCACUGCGCUGCUGAUGUUGCGGCUGCUGCCUCGCGUCGGCCGCAGGCCACUGCUGCUGUGCUCCGUGCUCGCCAGUGCGGUCAUACUGACGGCUCUCGCUGCUACUAUGAGCUACUUGCACGUGGCGGGCAUGUCGUGCGUGUGCAUGGCGGCCGUCUUGGGCUACGUGCUGGCCUACGGCUUCGGCCUUGGACCCAUACCUUACUUCAUCGCGUCCGAGAUCUUCGAAGUGGCGCCCCGACCUGCAGGCAUGGCGUGGGGGUCCCUCGCGAACUGGGGCGGCAAUUUUCUCAUUGGCAUGUGUUUCCCUUUGAUGCGCGACACUAUGGGGCCCUUCUCGUUCCUCGUCUUCGCGGGGAUUACUGCUUUGCUGUUCGUUUUUCAGAAGUUGUACUUCCCGGAGACGGCAGGAAAGACGCCAACAAAAGUAGCAGCACUGUGCAAUCGCGGCUUCCGUUCGCGCCCUACACGACUCUUCGAACCCGAAUUAUCGCGCGUCUGACCCUAUCUUACUCUCUGGUCUAGGUAUUCUAAAAUGUCUAGAUUCUGAGCUGUCUCUGUUGUCUGUCAGGAUCAAAGUAGCAUAGGUGAAUCAUAGGAACAUCGAAGCCUAGACACGCGGGGAAAAGUUUUAAAGUCCAUAAUACAUGUCGAAAACUGCUUACGACACAAGUUCAAUCGUACUUAAUAGAGUAACAUGUUACUUAGAUCUAGUAAAAGUAAUUUAAAUAAUCCGCGAACACAAAGUGAAUCUUAUAUGUCUUUUUUGAAGACGGAACAACAAAAAUGAAUAUAGUAGUUUGGUAUUGUUCUUUGGAAAUUCCCUGUAAUAUGGUACCACAACAGCAAAAACUCUUUUUUUGUCCUAGAAUUCACUGUACUGUGUUACCAGAGCGACGAAUUAUAGGAAAUUCUCUGUACUGUGAUACCAAAGCAACGACAACUGGAGAAUUCCUUGUACUGUGGCAUUAGAGGAAAUAAAUUAACUCCGGUUUUCCUGGUGUGCCCAGUUUUAGCAGGGUAGUUGUUUUCGGCUGUUUUAUCGAUGGUUUGUGAAAGCAGGUAAAAUUUCGACAAAAAUGUCUGGAUUGUGAACUUACAACAUUUUAUUUCCGUUCUUGCCCUCUUUAUUCUUAUUUUGACAGUCGGACUUCUAGGAUCGAAAUUAAUUUUGAUUCAUAUACAUUUUAAUAAGAACAGGCCGAUUUCAAUAUUUAUAUUGAAUUAUAACGAAAAAUUUUAAAAUAUGUUUUCUCUCAAGUAUUUUUAAUAGAUCUGACCGUCGUCGCUCGGUUUUUAUAAAGUGACAUUAGUAGUCGAGACAUAUAUAAAGAUAAGCAUCGAGUAUGUAACCAGAUAUAUGGACGAAAUGUCACUUAAUUUGUUUGAAAACUAUUCUGCCAAAUUAUUACGGUGACAACUGCGCUCCGAUGCCAGCCCGAACUCGAAACAAUUGACUGAUGUCGUCAAUUAUUUUACUUCAAAUCGACCAGUUUAACUGAAGCUUUGCUAUAAUGGACGAAAAAUUACGUAAUUUAAUGUUUAAUUACCGAUGAAAUGUGAUUCCGUUUGUUUUGUAAUUAGAUG
Molecule: messenger RNA, 3065 nt
Organism: Hyposmocoma kahamanoa
Lineage: Eukaryota; Metazoa; Arthropoda; Insecta; Lepidoptera; Cosmopterigidae
Product: solute carrier family 2, facilitated glucose transporter member 1-like
Exons: 13
Coding region: 574-1980 (468 amino acids)
Biological process (GO): monosaccharide transmembrane transport
Cellular component (GO): membrane
Molecular function (GO): hexose transmembrane transporter activity
Source: RefSeq, a predicted model, not a curated record